ACAAGGCGCUGCUAUACAUUGUUGGAAACGUGGCUGCUGCAAGUUUGUGUCGAGUUUUACUGCAUUGAUUAAAAUACCUAACUAUUAAAAUAAAGUUUAAGUUUAUGACGAAUAAAACUGUUAAGUUGCUUAUCAAGCAGAGUAUGAAAACCAAUGAAUCAAAGGUUUGAGGGCUGGAUUUGUUCUUUGAUCUCACAGAAGGCACCAUGCCAAAUCUCAACUGUUUUGGCUCUAUAUAACUUUGAACAAGCAAAAUGAUUCUCCGGAUAUGUGCCACGUUGUUGAUACUCGUGCCCCUGAUCAGUGCCCAGCAGACCUUCGGGAAGCAACUGAAACACGUGGUCCGAUGGAAAUCGCUCGAUUUCGUGUUCCCUUCUCCGAGGGAACGGGAACAGGCACUCGCCUCUGGGCGCUUUAUACCGGAAAACUGCAUUCCCCUGGAUAUGGACGUCGACUAUAAUAGCAAUUCACUUCGUUCUCGAGUGUUUGUAACGGUGCCCCGGUUUAUCGAGGGGAUUCCUGCUACACUGAACACGAUUUCAGCGCAGCAGGGAUCCUCCGCGCCGUUACUGGAGCCCUAUCCCAGUGCUGCCAUCCAAUCCAAUCCGGAAGAUCCACGGUGCAACGGGAUCGUUUCUGUCUUCCGCACCACGAUCGACGAAUGUAACCGGCUCUGGAUUGUGGACACUGGCAAAAUAGGAGAUCGGCGGAUAUGUCUACCGAAGAUCGUUGCCUUCGACCUACGGACCGAUCAGAUUAUCCACCAGUAUCAGAUCCCCGCCAACCAGUUGAUGUGUGAUGUAUCGCUUCUAGUCAGUAUACUUGUCGAUGUAAGAGACCCCCCACCAAUGGGAUCCUGUUCCAAUACAAUGGCUUAUGUGGCGGAUGUUCUGGGUUUUGGGAUGAUUGUCUACGAUAUGGCUCGUGGAAAGUCAUGGCGUGUAACAAACAAGCUGAUGAACCCCAAUCCAGAUUACGGAACGUUCAACAUUGCAAACGAGAGCUUUGAUCUCAUGGAUGGUAUGAUCACCAUGGCUCUAAGUCCGAAAAAUCCUGUCGACAUCAGCACUUCGGAUUUCAGCUUCAAUUCAGCCUACGCCACAGCCUCAAGGCCAAGGCCACCGAUUAUAAACGAUCGACUCCUGUUCUUCCACGCGUUGGCUUCGAUUUCGGAAAAUGUCGUACGAACGUCAGUUCUGCACAAUGACACCAUGUGGGAGGAUGAUGUUGGGGCCAGCCCGCAGUCGUUCAGCGUUAUAGGGCGAAGGACGUCCCAAAGUGCCCCCCAGGCCAUGGACAGCAACGGGAACCUUUUCUUCGGAUUGCUCAACCAGAUGUCGAUAGGUUGUUGGGAUUCCACCACCAAUUACAAUCCGCACAACCUGAAGAUAGUAUCACAGAACCCAGAAACGCUACAAUUCGCCAGUGGCGUUAAGGUCAUCCGCAACCGGAAGGGCGUUGAAGAGCUGUGGGUGAUGACCUGCCGGUUUCAGAAAGUGAUGACCGGUACGCUGAACAUGAACGAAACAAAUUUUCGCAUUCAAGCCAUCCAAAUUCCGGAACUAUUGAAUGGGGCACGGACGUGCAGGACACAUUGCCCAGGAUGUUAGAUAUAAGGCAUAAAGUGAGGUGAAUAAAGCUAUAGUGAUCUUAA
Molecule: messenger RNA, 1654 nt
Organism: Uranotaenia lowii
Lineage: Eukaryota; Metazoa; Arthropoda; Insecta; Diptera; Culicidae
Product: protein yellow-like
Exons: 5
Coding region: 255-1610 (451 amino acids)
Cellular component (GO): extracellular region
Source: RefSeq, a predicted model, not a curated record